CCCUCUACGUUUACGAUGCUUCCUCCUAUCCUGAAGGUGUCGCUGUCGCAACUUCAUCCAAAAGUGUACUCGCACCCGGCUUCCGUCCCUUUCCGCCUCACUUCCUCGUUGUCAUGGAGAGGAGGCAGCGGCAAUCUGAUGGGACGUGGGACGGUCCCCGGUAUGGCGGUAACAGCAGCUCUGCACAGCACCCACCGGGGCUCCGUCCAGAGGCUCCUAGACAUGGAGAGGCGCCCCCCAGUGUUCUGUACCCGGGCGGCCCCUGGGAGAGCAGGCCUCCGUAUGAAGGCUCCGGGCAGAGGCCGCGCAGAGACUAUACACAGCAGGAGCACAAUGAGCCGCUACAGCACGGGGGACCCCAGACUAUGCCCCAGUUCAGACCCCUGCAUCCUGGAAUGUUCCCACGUGGUGGUUCGAGGCCAGGCGUGCCUCCCCAUGGUCCUGUGGAGCAGAUAGGAUCCCAGCCCAGGCUCCCUCACAGGCAACCAGCUGAUCGGUAUGGCAGUGAUGGUCUGCAGGCUCCCAAUAUACCCCCUGAUGUCUCCUUCUCCCAGCACAGGGCACCGGAGGGUCUGAUGCAUUAUAAUGCCCCCCGCUAUGGCAUUCCAGAGGCAGGAUUCCAAAGAAGACCCCAACACAUGAUACAUGCAAUGGCCCAUCAAGAUGUGUCCGAGCACAGACAAAGGAGCCAAGAUGUGGGCCGGCGCCAUGAUACCAUGUACCAGCCAGGAGAACAACCACUUGUACAGCUCCAUGAUGCUAUGUACCAGCCGGGAGAGAGACCGUCUAAUGUACAGCGCCAUGAUACCAUGUACCAGCCGGGAGAGAGACCGUCUAAUGUACAGCGCCAUGAUACCAUGUACCAGCCAGGAGAGAGACCGUCUAAUGUACAGCUCCAUGAUACCAUGUACCAGCCGGGAGAGAGACCGUCUAAUGUACAGCGCCAUGAUACCAUGUACCAGCCAGGAGAGAGACCGUCUAAUGUACAGCUCCAUGAUACCAUGUACCAGCCAGGAGAGAGACCGUCUAAUGUACAGCGCCAUGAUACCAUGUAUCAACCAGGAGAGAGACCGUCUAACGUACAGCGCCAUGAUACCAUGUAUCAGCCAGGAGAACAACUGCCCGUACAGCGGCAUGAUACCAUGUACCAGCCAGGAGAGAGACUGGCUAAUGUACAGCCUCAUGCUGCUAUGUACCAGCCUGGAGAGCAACCGCCUACUAUUCAGCACCAUGAAUCUAUGUACCAACCAAGAGAGAAACCGGCUAAUGUACAGAUCCACAAUGCUGUGUACCAACCAGAAGAACGACCUCCUACUGUUCAGCUCCAUGAUCCUAUGUACCAGUCAGGAGAGCGACCUAAUGUACAGUGCCAUGUUCCUACAUACCAGUCUGGAGAGCAACCUCCUAACGUACAGCUCCAUGAUACUAUAUAUCAGCUAGACGAGCGACCUCCUAAUGUACAGCGCCAUGGGGUACCCCAACUUACAUCAGGUGAGCACAAAGACCCCAUGUAUUCAGAACACACACAGCCUAGGAGUGAGAAGCCUGAGGCCUAUCAGCCUGCCGUCUUCCAUCAAGGUGGUCCGAACAGUUUUAGGGGUCUUGAUCCAGCAUUAGCUCCGUAUGGUGGACAACAACCUUAUGGUUUCCAGCAUGACAAUAGAAGUAAUAUGCCUCUACCAUACCAAAAUGAAGGAUCCCAACCAGGAUUACAUAAUCUGAGAAGCCCUCCAGUGCCAGAUACUUUCAGCUACAGGGCCCCAUCCCCGGGAAUCCAGCAAAUCUCUAACCCAUUACAGCCUGUACCCACCCAAAACUCCCCUUGUACUGAUAACCCACAACAAGGGCACUAUCAUUUACCCCCAGUGCAUGGAAGGCAACCCAAUCCUUCCUACACUUUCCCCACACUAGAAGGCUCUGCUUUUAAUGGAUCUUUUAAGGAGGAGGACUUGGAGGAUCUCCGGUUCCAGAGAUCCCGCAGUCAUCCACAACAUCUUCUGGAGCAGCAGCAGUCUGUCACACACCAAGAUAUAAGACAAGGUCCAGAUCCACCUGUUCCUUUAGGAAUGGCUGGUGAUAGGUAUUUCGAGCAGGAUGUUCCUUUUCCUCAGCAAGAAGUAACAGACAGGCGAGACCCACAUUUAUUGCUGCAGCAUGGUGUUCCAUUUGUCCCGCAGUCCACCACUCACAGUGAGGAAAGCAUUAUGCAUUUGGAUAGGCACACUGAGCUAGAGAACAAUGGGCCUUCAGAUAAAGAUGUAUUCAUGCACUGGCUUUCUGGCUUCUUAUCAUGUCGAAGAAAGACUCUUUCAACCAAGCCUGUUGCUGUUCAAACUUGCUCAAUAGCUGAAGCACGUGGGCUAAUCUAUGGUGCUCUUCAAUUGGUAUCACAACUCGAUUCUUUAUGCCAGGCUCUGGAAAGCAAUAAUAAGGCAGGAGAGCCACGGGGACAGGACUAUGAAAAAGCAGCUGGCAUACGAGUAGAUCUAGAGAAGAGAUUAAAGGAGCUAGAGAAGCCAGGGUAUAUCCAGGGUGUUAAGAUGAAAUUGAAUAGAGUGCACAAGAAAAGGCUUCGCUGGCAGCGCAGGAAACAAGUGACUGAGGAGGAAGAAAAGGUGUCAGCAGAGCGAUCUGCAGAAAAGGAGGCCAGCAUUGAUCAGUGGAGAAUGCAGUGUAUCCAGAAGGUGGAGGAGAAGAAACGGGAACGAGAGCUUAAAGCUACUGCUGACUCUGUACUUGGGGAGGUGAGGAAGAAGCAAAAUGAUGUAAAAAAAAUGCUGGAUGUUUUAAAGGCUUUAGAGAAGCUACGGAAGCUGAGGAAAGAAGCAGCUGGAAGAAAAGGUGUCCAUCCACCACCAUCUGCUGAUGAAACAUUUGCAAAUCACAUAAAGAGGCUUCGGACUAUGGUGCACAAGCGUAGUGCAUUAUAUGAUGCGGAGGAGAAGACUCUGAGGGUCAUACUGGAAGGAGAGCAAGAGGAGGAGCGGCAGAGAGAGAAGGAUAAGAGACAACGAAAGGAAAAGGAGAAAAUAUUGCAGAAGCAGCGAGAACUAGACUCUAUUUUGUUUGGUGACACAGAACCUCUACCUGCUCUGCAUCCUCUUCUGCCAUUUCGCCAGUAUUAUCUGCAAGCUGAGCACUCAGUUGUGUCCCUUGUUAAGAUCCGACACGAAUGGGAUCAAUUCUUGGUCCCACCUGAUCAUCCUGAUGGCAGCAGUAUCCCCCGUGGAUGGGUUGUUCCCACUGUUCCCUCUAAUGACACCUGGGCCUCAGCCUUGAAGCCAUCGGAUUGAAGCACCUAUGUUAUGUGACAAGAGGGUAAAGCAGGCAGUCUGAUACCGGAUGCAUACAGUUCAGACUGCUCUGCGGGUGAAAGUCUCCCAAUGAAAUUUAUUGUACAGUUGUAAUUUUUGUAACUUUGUGAAUGGGUUGUAAUGAAUUAUGAAAAUUUAUUUUUCAAAAUAAAACAAAAACAAAACCUUUUCUAAAGUGGUUGUAUCUUAGAGGUUUAUCCCUUGUACAAGUAGGUGGCGGAGCAAUAUAAUUCAAGCAAACAGAUUAUUAUUAUUAUUUAUUUAUUUUUUGUAAAAACAAAUCCACCUCCUGCUUUGCUUUGUCUCCUUCUAAACUAUAAAAGUGUACACAGCUAUAUGAGCUUGAUAACCAUUCAGUUCCAAAACCAUGGGUGUUAAUAUGGAGCGGGACCCAAUUUAAUGGCUAUAAAAGGUUUUCUUCAGGAAAGGCAUAUCCUCUCGAUGACUGGACCAGCAAACCUCUAUCUCCAUCU
Messenger RNA from Hyla sarda, 3787 nucleotides. It is a transcript of the gene PDCD7, whose product is annotated as programmed cell death 7. The transcript has 5 exons. Bases 114 to 3293 code for a protein of 1059 amino acids. The record is from RefSeq and is a predicted model, not a curated record. Lineage: Eukaryota; Metazoa; Chordata; Amphibia; Anura; Hylidae.